This is a messenger RNA of Coccidioides immitis RS, 630 nucleotides long. RefSeq lists its product as uncharacterized. The record is from RefSeq and is a predicted model, not a curated record. The transcript is spliced from 7 exons. Bases 1 to 630 code for a protein of 209 amino acids. NCBI's taxonomy places the organism in Eukaryota, Fungi, Ascomycota, Eurotiomycetes, Onygenales, Onygenaceae.
AUGGAAAAGAUAAACAUUGAUGAAGGUGCUGAUAGCAGUAGAGCUACUAUCAAGAAGUCAGAUAAUUUCAACAAUGUGAAGCCUUUAAAAGCAUCUUACUACUAUAAUGCAUUAGCAGAUACUGAAAAUAAAGAGAGAACAAGUACUCACAUCAUAAAGCAAAUUCAAGAUGUGAUAUUAAUUAUCCAGACUGAACUUAAUAAGCUGCAACACCAACCAAAAAUAGUUGUGGAACUACAAGAACAAGCAACACUUAUCAAGUUCAUUCUAGAAAAGAAGAAACAAAAAGAGAAACACAAACAACAAAUAAACAAAAAACUCUGUCUAAAAUAUGGUCAACCAGAUUAUAAGAUAAAGUUCUGUACAAACAGCUCCAACAAGUCCCAGCAGACAGAUAAAAAGAACAAGAACUAUGUAAAGACUAGAGCUGCAAAGCCCAUGCAAGACCCAGAUCAAAUAUUAGAAAGACAGAGUGUUAAUCUAAUAGAGAAGACAAGCAGGCACAAGCAAGCUGUACUGUUAAACUCAGUGAACAGUAUCUCCUACAAACUGGCAUCCCAAUUGGACUGGGAUCAACCAGAGACACCCAUGGAAGUCAUUAAGAUGUUGAACAGAGCUGAGACUGAUUGA